Scatophagus argus is the source of this 9447-nucleotide messenger RNA. It is a transcript of the gene raph1a, whose product is annotated as Ras association (RalGDS/AF-6) and pleckstrin homology domains 1a. Gene Ontology annotation, biological process: signal transduction. Gene Ontology annotation, cellular component: plasma membrane; cytosol. The transcript has 20 exons. The record is from RefSeq and is a predicted model, not a curated record. The coding region runs from base 317 to 4771 and encodes 1484 amino acids. Lineage: Eukaryota; Metazoa; Chordata; Actinopteri; Scatophagidae.
UCUUCCAUUUUGUUUGCCUCUAACUUGACAGUAGUGUUAGUGGUGUUGGGAUUCAGUGUGGCAGCAGGGGAAAACAGGGAAAUCUGGGAUAUCUGGGAAAGGGGAGUCGGUGAAAACCGGGACUAAACCGGCAGAAACCCCGACGAAGCCUUGACCGUUAGACCUCGGGCUUUCCCACCGGACACCUCUUCUCUGUCUUGCUGCUGGUGGCUGCGGCUUUUCUCUCCCAGAAAUCUUCCUGAAUCCGCACAGCUGAUUGAAUUCAUCCCUUCUGUACUGUGUUGGAGCAGGACUGAGUAGUGUUAGCACACCAAAGAUGGAUCAGCUGUCAGAUGAAGAGGUGGAGGUCAGGGAGGAAGAGGAGGAGGAAGAGGAGGACAGCGAUAAGGAGGACCAGGACCUGGAUAAGAUGUUUGGAGCCUGGCUUGGAGAGCUGGACAAACUCACACAGAGUCUGGAUGAUGGACGCCCAGAACAACCCCCUCAGCAGAAGGCUCCCCUCAGACAGGAGACUAACAUGGCUAACUUCUCCUACAGAUUCUCCAUCUACAACAUCAAUGAGGCAUUAAAUCAGGGUGAGAACGUGGACCUCGAUGCUCUCAUGGCUGACCUCUGCUCGAUCGAACAGGAACUCAGCACCAUCAACGCCAAACCCAACAGCGCUGGCAGCAUGGCUCGCCUGGGGUUGACCGACACCAAGGUCCGUCAGAAGCCUCCAGCAGGCCGUAGCAGCAGACAGCAGCCAGCAGGGAGCAGCAGCGGUGGUGGGGGCGGUGGAAGUGGUAGUAACAGUGCUAGCGGUGGUGGGGGCAGCAGUGGGGCCAGCAGCAGCAGCAGCAGCACCCGGGCAUCACCUGCUGGCACUAUCAGAGCUCCCACCGGGCAUCAUGGGAGACCACCACUGGCAUCUAACUUCAGUCUUGAUGACAUCACUGCCCAACUGGAGAAGGCAUCCCUCAGUAUGGAUGAAGCUGCUCGUCAGACCUCCUCCCAUUCUCUUAGCUCCGCUUCCUCCUAUACGUCAGCCACAAUGCGACGGCCUGGAUCCUCUCAGCGCCAGCAUCGACGUACAGGAUCAGUCGGCACAGUCAGUGAACAUGAGAUGCGUUCAGUUGUUCAAUCCUCACGCUCCUCAGUCACCUCAGCUUCCGGGAUCUCUGUUAACUCGGCUUCUUCCAUGGAUUCGUUGGACAGUGUUCUUCGCACCAAUGAGUCAGACAGUCAGCAGUCUUCAGUCACGGCCUCAGCUGGAGCCAGUCAUGGUCAUCACAACACAGAGCACUCCUAUCUGGACAAGGAAACCUCUCUGAUUCUGAAAAACAUAGCAGGAAAGCCCUCCCACCUGCUGACCAAGGAGGAGCAGGCUGCCAAGCUGAAGGCAGACAAUAUCCGAGUUGCCCUUGAGAAGAUCAAAGAGGCCCAGGUUAAAAAGUUGGUGAUUCGUGUCCAUUUGUCAGAUGAGAGCUCAAAAACCAUGAUGGUGGACGAGAGACAGACAGUCAGACAGGUUCUGGACAGUUUACUGGAGAAAUCUCACUGUGGCUACAGUCCAGACUGGUCACUGGUGGAAACUAUCAGUGAGCUACAGAUGGAGCGGAUUUUUGAGGAUCACGAGAACCUGGUAGAGAACCUGCUAAAUUGGACCAGAGACAGCCAGAACCGCCUGAUGUUCACUGAACGCAUUGAGAAGUACGCUCUGUUCAAAAACCCACAGAACUAUUUGUUGGGGAGGAAGGAAACAUGUGAGAUGGCGGAAAGAAACAAAGAGGCUCUGCUGGAGGAGUGUUUUGGUGGAAGCUCAGUGUCAGUCCCCGAGAUGGAGGGAGUGUUGUGGCUAAAAGAGGAUGGAAAGAAGUCGUGGAAGAAACGCUACUUUCUCCUGAGGGCUUCUGGCAUCUACUAUGUUCCUAAGGGAAAGGCUAAGGCAUCCAGAGACCUGGUGUGUUUUCUCCAGUUGGAUCACGUUAAUGUCUAUCAUGGCCAGGACUACAAGAGCAAGUACAAGGCCCCUACAGAUUUCUGCAUGGUGCUGAAGCACCCUCAGAUCCAGAAGAAGUCUCAGUACAUCAAGUACCUCUGUUGUGAUGAUGUCAGAACCCUCCAACAAUGGAUCAACAGUAUUCGCAUUGCCAAGUAUGGGAAGCAGCUGUACAUCAAUUUCCAGGAGGCAAUGAGGAGGACUGAGGCGGCCUAUGAUUGGUCCUCCCUCUCUUCUUCCUCUAUCAAAUCAGGAUCCAGCUCCUCCAGCCUUCCAGAGUCCCAGUCCAACCACUCCAGCCAGUCUGACAGUGGUGUUUCAGAGAUGACAUCAUCAGGCCACACAAGGUCCCAGAGUGUCGUCAGCUCCAUCUUCUCCGAUGCCUGGAGGAGAGGAACGCAAGGAGAGAUGAUGAAGAUCGACCCUAUCAGUAGGCCUAUCCCUGUCCAUAUACCUACCAUCUCUCCCCAGCCCGUCCCUCUCUCUCAACCUCAGACCCCACCCUCCCGGACUAGCUACACUGACGGCCUCAUCCCAUCUGAGGAUUCCUCCCCAUCGCCGCCCUCACCUCCUCCACCUCCACCUCCUCCACCUGUUGCAAGUGUGGCCCAUCAGACAGCACCUACCUCCUCAUACAUAAAGUACAGCACGCUCGCUCGCCUGCAAAGCCAGAACCAGUCCAGGACACAACCGGUAGGAGUGGCCCCACCUGCCCCUCCCAUCCAGUUGACCAAACCUAACUACAACACACUCCCAGCUUCUUAUAGCACAUCCCCCCCAUUACCACCGUCUCCUCCACCUCCUCCUCCACCCACAGAACCGGCUCCUGGCUCAGCUAUGGCUGCACUGAAAUUUGGUCCAUCAAGCCCUUCUGCUCUCCCACCACCACCCCCAAUGGAGGAGGAUGUACAGGAGUCGUACCUCCCGCCCCCUCCACCAGAGAGCCUGGAAGCCAAUGGGUUGCCUCUGCCACCCCCUCCAGAGCCCAUCCUCAACUCUUGCCCUCAACUCUCUAACAGUGGCCUCCAGCAGUUCCUGGCACAGAAGUUUCCCAACAUGGUGUAUGACUUCAGCCCCCCAGUGGCUGAGGAUAAUUCUCCUCCUCCUCCUCCUCCAGCUGAGCUUUCUCCUCCUACCUCCCUGCAAGUUCUUCGGCCUCUGUCCCCCAGUGCGCCCCCUCCGGCACCUCCUAAAACCUUUACCAGUGGUUUUCCUCCUCAAACUGCUCCCAAACCCUCAGGUCCUUCUUCUCUUCCAAUUGCCCUCUCACCUGUGUCACCAACACAACCCCAUAGUGGCCAUGGGCCAGUUAAAAAGCAGCAAAGUUUCUCAACAGGACAUUCCCCAAAUCAGCCACCUCCCACUCUGCCAAAGCAGCACAGCCUUUCCUCCAAAAACCUUGCCCUCUCUCCCUCUUCCCCCUCUUCUUCAGUCUCCAUUGCUGCAGCUACCUCCUCUUUGGUCAAACAGAUUGUCAAUCAGUUCCCAGGAAAUUCUGCCCCUUCCUCUCUGUCUGCGUCCAACUCCAUGGAAGGAUCUAAGUUUGGUGCUCCUCACUCUCCUCCUGCAGUCAAGGCCAAACCAAAGUGGCAGCCCGGAGGCAUUGUGGCCCCACAGUCCCCAGAGUUCCCUCCACCUCCUCCUGACAGCUCCCUGGGAGAUUUUCCUCCUCCUCCCUCUUCAUCCUCCUCCAAGACGGGCUCCCCCAUAAAGAAGUCACCUUCCACCUCGUCCACAGGAUCCACCAAGCGUGGGCCUCCACCAACCCCACAGAGAGCUUCCUCCAUACGGGGCAGCUCAUCAGCUGAGAUCCAGGAUGAGAGACCUAAGAAGGUGGAGAGCCUGGUCAGCAAAUUUGGCCAAGCUCCUCAAACAGGUACCUCAUCCAACUCUUCAUCAGUGACUGGGUCUCCAUCAAAAGAUACUUCUGGGCUCCCUGCUCCACUCCCUAAGCCAGGUAAGCUGAACUUGGCAAGCCUGCCAUUGGCAAUCCAGGGGCUGCAAACAGGACAGCACCACCAGUCCUCCGAGUUCCCAUCCCCUCCUCCCCCACCUCCCCCUUCCCAGCCCCUUCACCUUGACUCAUCACCUGACUAUUUCCCUCCUCCGCCCAGUGACUCUGAGCUUUUCCCUCCUCCUCCCCACCCAUCAGAGUUCCAUCAUCCCCCAAAGGUCGCCGUGGUGAACCCCCAGCCUCAAUUGCAGCCACCUCAACAGUCAGCAACUUCCUUGUCUUCAUCAUCAUGGAAACAAGGCUCAGUGAAAAAGGGGGCAGUCCCUCCUCCAGCACUGAACCGGCGGCCCAGCAACACAGCCCAGUAUGACAAUACAACUUCAAAGCCCCUUUCCCCACCUCCUCUGUCUCAGACCCCACCUCCCUCCCUGUCCUCUUAUUCUGCCUCCUCCUCUCCUGUCCCACCCACAUCCCCAAAAUCAGCAGGGCCAGGCUCCCUGGCACUAAAGCCUCUGUUCCUGGAAGACCUCAACCGCACUCUUAAGAGGAAGUCAGUGUCCCGCCAUGGCUCACUCACCUCUUCCCACCUCAUCUCCUCCUCUAAGAUGGAGCCUGUGGGCACCAUGGACGACAUGGCACUCCUGCCACCUCCUCCCCCUGAGCUCCUGCAGCAGCAGCAGCAGAGUGUCCGAGGGCACUCUCACACUUUGUCUCGCCACCACACACACUCACACUCCACCAAACAUGCCAACAUCUCAGGCUAUGCAACACUGCGGCGAGGCCCACCUCCCGCUCCUCCAAAACGGGACCAAAGCACCAAACUGACCAGUGAGUGGUAGGGAGGAAGGACCCUGGAUGGAACCUAAAGAACUGAAAUGACUAUUUAGGUCUCAUCAUUUCUGCAGAGAAGAAGUAAUCAAUAUCUGUCUUGACUGUCUUGACUUGUCCGUGUCUCCUCAUCCUUGGAUUCAGAGCAAGUAGCAAGCCGUCUUUUAUGAUUGUUCCUAUUAUCCUCGUUAUUAUUAUUAUUAUCAUCCUCAUCAUUACUAUCAUUACAAUACAUGAUGUUUAAUCCAAUGACAUGACUAAUGUAUGUGUGUGCGUGUGUGUGGUUGUGUGUGUGUGUGUGUGUGUGUGUGUGUGUGUGUAUAUAUACACACAAGCAAGCCAGAAAAAUCACAUGUUAAGCUUUUUUCACAAUGUCUGUGCAGCUUUGCAUUGAAAUAUACAAAAGACAAGACUUGAAUGACAACAGCAACAAAGACAAUAUGCUGCCAAAUAACUGGUACUGCUUGGAGCUCUGGCAAUUGAAGUAGUGUUAUUGAUGAGGGGAAGGAGAGAUCAAUGGAAGGAACAAGAGAUGCAGAAGUGGGAUGAUGUGUACAGAAAUGUAUUUUAUGGACUGAGGGGUGGGAGCAAUGCCAUUUCUUUCAAACUUUUGUGUGUGCGUGUUUUAUAUAAGAUUAUUUAAUACUGGAAAGAUAAUAUUAUUAUUUUAUGUUGUGUCAAAAGAGAAGGAGUUUGACUGAACAUGGGUCCGUAUUGUCAAAUUGUGUCAAAGUGUUGAUCUGGAUUACCAAACUAGUAUACAGUUAGUUUUACUGAGAUUAUAUUUGGAUCAUUACACAAAUAAUAUUUCUUUAAAUUUAGAGCUUCAUAACUGAUUUUUUAGGGACUCUGAAGGCAUAAGACUUAAUAUUGAAAUGCACACCGAUUGAACAAAUACUUCUCAUAAAUCAGUGAGAGAAUCAGCCCUUAAAGCUAUGCUCAGAUUACUGGCAAAUUGAAAUCCUUGUCAUUUUAGAAAUCAAAUUGCAUCACACAAUUUUAUUACAAUGAUUACACCAGAGGGAUGGGUUACAUAUACACAAGGUUGUUUUUGCAUCUUCCUGCACAUUUGUAAAAAUCAAAUGUCCUGCUUUCAUGUCACAUGUCCAACUAACCCAUCCAAAUAGAAUUCUGUUUUUUAUCAACCAGUUGACAUUAUCAGGGGCCUCAUUACAGAAAAUGUUUCUAACUGCUUGUCCUUUGUGAAGUUUCAAAGACAGGAAAAAACUUUCUAUGAGAGAAUCAACUCCUAAACUUAACCUUGAAUCUUAUCUUAACUUAGAAAUCCUAGCUAGAACUCUAAACUUAAUUCUUCAAUGGGCAGCUUCCUAUGAUGUCUGUAUUUCUGUUCAGAAUGUACACGAGACUGUUUGUACCCUUGAUAAUAGCUGUCUCAGUUCACUUGUCAAUGUACUUCUGGUUAGCUUGCUUGUUGUAAUGCAGAAUUAAAGAUGGGCAUUCAAUUUAAGAUGUGAUAAGUCAGCAGUAUUAACUAAUUGUGUAGGUGGUGGGGAGGAUAUACUGUAUACCCAUAAAUAGAUGAUCAGGGAAAUUUAAAGCUAAAGGCUAAUGCCUGUGUUAGCCUCUUCAACAAUUCCUUUCAAAGACAAUAUUUUAAUGUCCAUAUUGUUCCCAUCUUCAUUGUUCUUGCCAUACAGACCUUACAACAGUGGCACUGCCAUUCCUGGCGCUUAAUGUGAAUGAAGACCUUAGCCAUUCUAACUUAGGAUUCCUAACUUAAGAAAUUCUUCAGUUAGCUAUUCUGUAACAGCUAAAUUCCUGAGAUAGAAAUCCUUGUGAUUGACUGGCAAACAGCAGUGUACCUCGCCUAUCACUACUCUCAGCUUCCUCCCUGCGACUCUUCUGUUACGAAACAUUUUUCUCUAAUACAUUAAAUCCUAAAUGUCAUCCUAAAUUGAGUUAUGAUAGGAUUUUGGACUUAAUAAGUAUCUGUAAUGAGGCCCCAGGGCUGCCAAUCCUAGACUCAGUCAGAACCUUCCUUAAUCUGAGCUCAUUCUUCAGUAGACAACAGCAAGCAAAUUUGAAUGGAUUUUGCUGACAGACUUGAUUACCAUCUUGUAUAAACAGGCAAUAGUAUAUAAUAGUCAAUUUAUCAGUCAGUUUUGCAGUCAGUCAUUUAGUUAGAUAAUUGUUUGCUAGUGGACCUAGCAUCUAGUUAGCUACAAUGAACUCAGUCUAGAAGGUGAUCAUCAAUCAGUCCCUUGUUAGUCAUUGUAACAACAGGCCAAUCACGUUGCUAGUUAGUUAUUAAAGGUGUGCAUCCACUUAGCAUUGUAAAUGAUCAGAGAAACCCAAAGGAUGGCCACGGGAACAAGUGCCUGAAAAACAACAUGUUCAGACUGCUCAGAGGUGUGUGUGGUAAUGUAAUACCCCACAAAAACCCUUGACUGUGACUUCUAUGGAGUUAACCAUUAAACGUCUGACAUUUUGAAGUCAGGAGUUUAGGUUUACCAUUCACACACUGCAAUCCAUGUCAAAUGCUGUACUCAGAAGAUCCAAAUUUGGUCAGAAUGAGGAAGUUUUGCAGGAGCUGAAGUGGGACAUCAAGGAGCAACUAACAUGGGUGAGAGUAAUAGGCUUGGACAACUGUCAGACAAGAGAACUUAGCCCUUUUAAGCCUUAAUUUUGCAUCAAUGGAACAGUGGUUCUGAAAAUAAUCAUGACAGGUCGUAGUGGAACAGGCAAUUACAGCUGCAGCUCUCAUGACCUCCCGUAUUCACUUAUGAUUCUUCAUGUCUUACUUGGGAUCAAUUCUGUGUUGCUCUGUCUCUGCUGUGGUAAACAAUAGGUUUGUUGUUGUAAUUACAAUGUUCAGCCUCCUCCACUGUGAUAGGUAUAUUAAUGAAUGACUGAGGAACACAACCUCAGAUUUUUUUAAUGGCCAAAUUUAAUCUAAAUUUUAAACUUUGAAAGUUAAAAAAGUAAUAUUUUUCAGAAAAACUGUCAUUCAGUGGUUGCAGUAUCUCAGAUAUGUAUAUUAACAGUUUUUAGUAGUCAUCUGUGAUGGUAAAUGAAAAGCUUUGGGUUUUGGACUGUUUGACCAAAAGUCCAAAACCUGGGUCAACCUGGGCUCUAGAAAAUUUUGAUCCAUAUUUUUCACUACUUUCUGAGCUUGCUGACAUUUACCUUGGAGAACCUGAUGCCAGGAGGCAGGCACAAGCACUGUAAAAGCAAUGGCAUUUAGAGAAAGUUGCCUCAUGGAUACACCUUAUUAGAAACAUGUUUGGAAAAAUGUUGUCCAUUUGUAAGUUAGAUAGUCACAACAGUAUCUGUCAGUGGGGCGGGUACAUAGAUAGCCACCCAGGUAAACCCAGGCAGUGAAGUAGUAAUUUAGUCUGCUUGUCCCUCCAAGCAUCCUUCCACAGUCAUAUAGAUACAGAAACAUGGUCUGUCAUUUUUAUCUGUGUUCAGAUCAGCUGAUAAAAGGUUCCUAAGUACAUUUUAUGAUAAUAGGGUUUUUUUAAAAAAAAUAUAUAUUUUCAUGUGCAGCUGACAGCUUCCUGUUUUUAAGUUUCACUAGAUUAAAGUUAUUUGCAUGACACUUCAAAACCAGUGUAACGGCACAGAUGCCAAAAAGUUGUUAUAACUGCCCCAGUUUUCAUAUUAAUAUGCAGUCAUUUCUGUUUGAAGUACUCUAAUUUCUUUUUCAUGUGUAAUUAAUUGUUACAUGAUUAUUUUUUUUUCCAUUUUACAGUUAACAUUGAAGCUAUCUGUUUUGUGAUAUUAUUGAAGAAGUACUUCCAAUGCCCAUUACAGGAAACUAUAUAAUCACUAGGACAACAUUAUUAGUGGCACUAAAGAACAAUAUACAUUUAAAAACAAAGCAGUGUCUUUGAAUGUCUUGUUCCAGGACACCCAGGAGAGCACAUGGCUGUUACUGGUGUCAAACCUGCUGUUGAAUUUAGGUACAGUAAAUGAGACAAUUGAGUUAAACUGAAGUACAGAUUCUAAAGUUUGACACAGGUUGAAUAUAACUGUCUUGGUCUUGAAAGUUUGUGGAUUCCACAUAUGAAAGAUGGCUUUAUUGAGAGGCUGUGGGCUGAGGAUGUAUUGGCAUCAGAUGGCAUGUUUAAGUUAUUGUAAACUGUCUUUCAAUGUUUUUGAUGUGUUAUGAUACAUGCGGCAAUCUGUACAUCAUACUAAUCCAAAAAAGUCACAUUAGUCACCAUCCUCCACUCAAUGAAUGUGAAGGUAUUGCUACCUUCAAAUUAAAUUUGUGAGGUCUGGUUUUUAACAAGGGAAGUUCGGUCUAUGAUAUGCUCGUCUUUCAAGUAGUUGUAGUUGCAGGAAAACUAUUGCUAACAACAAAGAUGGACGUUGCUUUGUUUUUUUAAAUAUGGUAUGUGAUUUUGUUUUAUUUGCAUUUCAAUCUAUGUUUAGGAACAAGAAAAGAGUAGACAAAAGUUGGUUUUUUUUGUUUGGUUUUUUUAAGUGAAGUUACUUUCAAUGGACAAAGACAUGAAUGCAAUAUCAACGGGUUGUUCAAAUGGACUCUCACUUAAAGGCAUCCUAAGAAGCAGAAGGUCGCAUCCUAGAAAAGUUAAAGGUCAGACAGACUCAUUGUGUUUAUAAUUCUCAGCAAAGACUUGUGUGAGGCACCAAAAAAUAAGGAUUAUUGCCUGUUUUCUUGCCCAGACGCUCAUGUUAAAUAAAAUGUUCAAACCAA